AUGACUCCGAUUGUCACCAACAAGCUCACCUUCAUCUCCAGGGACCUCGGCAUAGACGUAGAGCUUCUUCUCACCUUCGAUGAUCAGCCUGUCGUUGGGAUGUACAAGGAUUAUUACCCUUCGGCUUUUGAACUUGCGUUCUCCAAGGCUGUUGUUUCUGACGAUGUAAUCCAAAGUGCCUCCACUGUGGUUCCCAUUAAUGUUGGGCAAUAUACCAUUUUAACCCUGGGAAAUGACAUAUACCAUCUCUCCGAUCCCAAAACCGACCCCUCAGUGCCGAAGAAAAGUAUUCAAUGCACAAACAACGCACCAUUCAGGGAGGAUAUAGGCGUUGGUUUCAUCGAACGGGACGGGGGCAUGCCAAAGACGGCUCUAGUUUGGCGCGGCAUAGGGCAUGGGCAGACGUUGAACGCAGAGUUCAAGCCGGUCCUACGCGGGUAUAUUAAUACAGACCUCUACCGUGAGGAUGACUUGAUCAAGCGCGCAAUUCAGCAUGACCGCCUUUUCGACAAAGACCUCACUGCUCUCGACAGGCGUACCACGUGGGUCAUCACAUAUGAUAAGUCCCAAGGAGUCUUUAGCAUCGAUGAAGAGAUAAAGAGCGAGGUUCAAGAGCUACGAUGA
Suillus bovinus is the source of this 624-nucleotide messenger RNA. RefSeq lists its product as uncharacterized. The coding region runs from base 1 to 624 and encodes 207 amino acids. The transcript is spliced from 5 exons. The record is from RefSeq and is a predicted model, not a curated record. Lineage: Eukaryota; Fungi; Basidiomycota; Agaricomycetes; Boletales; Suillaceae.